AUGUAUUCACGAGAUGAAAUUAUAGAGAUAUUAUUAAGGCAAAGCCUACAAAAUGAGGAUAUAAAAUACGAGAAGUUUGAAAAACUAGGAAUUCAUCCAGUAAUUAAUUUAACCAGCAACAACAUCAAUUAUACCUGUGAAUUCUGCAAGAAGAACUUAUUGUCAAGUCACUUGCUGGAUCUACAUGUGUCAGAGAAUCACGAUUCUUUUUUUGAAUUGCAAAAGAGCAGGAAACCAAGUUUCCAAUGCUUCCUUGAAGCUUGUCAAUUUUUAUCAAAUGAUUCAGACGAACGAAAGAAUCACUGCAUCAGCCAACACAAAUUCCCACACGAUUUCCCGUUUGAAAAUAGUCAUGUAAAGAAGCAAGAGCCAGAAGUCGGCAAGAAGAAGUCAUCACCAGUGUCACAAAUCAAAAACUUUCAUUUUGGACAUAGAUCUCAAAAGACAUUCAAGUCUAGUGGACAGACAAAGAUCGAUAUGAAAGAAUUAAUGGAUGUUCUGCCAGAUGCAUAAAAUUUAUGCUGUAUGCUGCAUGUUUAAAACAUAGAGCAGGGUUUUGGAGUUCUUUUAAGGUAA
Chironomus riparius is the source of this 576-nucleotide messenger RNA. Lineage: Eukaryota; Metazoa; Arthropoda; Insecta; Diptera; Chironomidae. The record is from the annotation of a GenBank genome assembly.